Manis javanica (Malayan pangolin) is the source of this 807-nucleotide messenger RNA. NCBI's taxonomy places the organism in Eukaryota, Metazoa, Chordata, Mammalia, Pholidota, Manidae. The record is from RefSeq and is a predicted model, not a curated record.
AUGUCAGAUGACAUGACCCUGAGGAUCACGGCCACCAAUACCAGCCCCAGUGACCGGAAUACUGGUGUGGUCAGCAGCAAGCCGAGGAAAUCCGCAGGAAGCAAAAGAGAAGCGUGCAAGAGUGGAGUUUCUGUAACUCUCGGGACAGACCACCUGCUCUCCAUUCUCUCCGCACCUCUGUUACCCCCAUCCCGACGCCCUCCCUUCGGAACCCCGGGUGUGAACGGACGGGAGGGAGAGCGGCGGGGGGCCGGGAGCGCGCCCGCCGGCUCUCCGACCUGCCAAACUUUCCCAAAGCCCGGCCCUCCCCGGCCUCGGCCCAGCGCCGCGCCCCGCCCCCCGAGCCUGGCGGGAGGGGGUACCGCGGGGCCCGGGGGUGGUGAGGGGAGACCGCGGGGCCCGGGGGUGGUGGGAGGGGACCGCGGGACCCGGGGGGUGGUGAGGGGGGACCGCGGGGCCCGGGGGGUGGCGGGGGGCGCGGAGUUGGGGCGGAGGGGCUCGCGCCGGGAGAAGGGGUGUCCUGAGCCUGGAUUUCUCCCGCGGCUGGGGGUGCGCCGAGUCUCCGCCAGCCGGGGCGCGCGCGGGGCUGCGCGCAGGGGCCGCGCUCACCCGCCCGCGCCGCGGAGCUGCGGCUGCAGGGCCGGCCGGGCAGCGGGCGAGGAAGGACCGCCACCCUCCGCCGCGACACCCCCACCCCCACCCGGCGGCUCGCGGCGGCACCCGCCUCCGCCAACUCCCCUGCCCCGUAACGCGCUGUUCACGGCCGCGGCGCCCGGCGCUCACGCACGCUGCCCUGCAAGGGGCUGA